AGCACACACACGCUGACGAGCAAGGAGGAGGAAGGCGUUAACUUUUACUCCCGUCCCGCGCGGCAAGAUGUUCCGUAACGCUGUGCGCAGGGCGGCGGCGCCGGUUGCUCUCCGGGCAGUCGCAACGCCGGCUAAGGCGGUGGUGGUACCCCGUGCAGCAUCAGCUUGCCGACCCGCCUUGGCAAGCCGGUCGCUGUCGGCCGUCACCACCACCUCCUCGGAGGUGGCCCCGGCGUCCUACAUCGGACGGGCGGGCGAAAUAGACGACCUCACGAACCAGGACGGUUACUUCGAGAAGGACAGGGUGGCCAAGGGUGACCCGGGCAAGCGAGAGUUCACGUACUUCAUGCUCGGUGCCUCCCGCUUCCUCUACGCGUCCUCGGCGCGGCUGAUCCUUCUCAAGUUCUUGGCAUCGUGGGAGCCGGCCGCUGACGUUAUGGCGCUCGCCACCGCCGAGUUCGAGCUUAAGGAUAUCGAAAUGGGGACAAGCGUUAUCUUCAAGUGGCGCGGAAAGCCCGUGUUCAUCAAGCGCAGGGAUGACGCGAUGAUCGAGAGGGAGGCGGGAGUGCUCAUGGAGGACCUCCGCGACCAGGAGACGGACGAGGAGCGCUGCCUCAAGCCCGAGUUCAUGAUCGUGAUCGGCAUCUGCACCCACCUUGGCUGCGUGCCCCUCCCCGACGCCGGGGACUACAACGGAUCUUUCUGCCCGUGCCACGGGUCGCACUAUGAAACAGCCGGGCGUAUUCCCAAGGGGCCCGCCCCCCUGAACCUCGAAAUCCCUCCUUACAAGUUCCUCACCAAGACCUCCAUCUUGGUGGGAUAAGCAACGAAAUCCUGGGUAAAUUUUGAUGAGUCAGUAGAGCGAGUUGGGGUAAAGUUUUGGCAACACACAUGAUUGUGCGUCAAGCACACCCCGCUAGUCUUGGGCGGCUGCUCCGGCGUGGCUUGAUUUCGGGACGAGCGAGGAAAGGGAAAGUAUCAGAAAGUUUUUUUUUGUCGUUGGUGCCGCGGUGGAUCAGUCGCGAAACGAACGACCUCGAAGAGGAGGGGGGCGAAAAUAUCAGCUGGAGUGGCGGCGGGAGAGGGAGAAACGCUGCGUAAGUGGGGGGGGGGGACUAUCUGACCCGCCUUUCUCGGUUGUCCCAUGGCCUCCUUUUCCCUCGGAAACCCAUCUGAGUUGUGGUGGGCUACAGCAGUGCUGUCGGUGAAGGCUUGGGAAGAGGAGGAAGGGGAUGUGUCCCCGGGAAGGGCUACGGUCGGUUCGAAAAACGCCGCUUGUAGCUAGUAUAACCCCAUGCGGGGAAGAGAGCAGCCGGAGUUGGAAAGGGGCAUUAGUCGGUGGAAGACCGACGGGGAACAAGUUUCUCAAUUCCAACCAAAGAUGGUCAGUACGAUCAUGCGCCGAGGAAUGGAACCACUGCUAUGGUUUUUGACGUUUUGUCCUCUUCGAUGUACGAACGUAUCGUCGUCGUGUGUGUUCAAUAAAGGUCUUUGACGUUCCGGACUCAAUUGUGGGUUGAACGUGCAGCACCGGUCCUGUGAUGCUCUGCAUGGAAGGCAUGACGUUUUACCGUGUGUCGCGUGGGUUGACUGCUGCCUGUUGAAGGCGAGGCCUUUGCCGGGAAUCCUUUUUUUUUUCCGUAUACGAGCGGCCUCCCGCAUUUCCGGAGAGGGUUUUCGUGCGUGUCUCGCUUCUCGAGAGCCGGCCUACGGGAGGAAGAGAGAGGCGUGAAUCCGAGACAUUCCCACACGUGC
Ectocarpus siliculosus is the source of this 1755-nucleotide messenger RNA. The record is from the annotation of a GenBank genome assembly. NCBI's taxonomy places the organism in Eukaryota, Phaeophyceae, Ectocarpales, Ectocarpaceae.